Schistosoma intercalatum is the source of this 1560-nucleotide messenger RNA. Lineage: Eukaryota; Metazoa; Platyhelminthes; Trematoda; Strigeidida; Schistosomatidae. The record is from the annotation of a GenBank genome assembly.
GUACACCAUUCAUUUCAAUUUCAACAGAAUCAUUCUAUUGACCAAGAUAAUAUCGCACAUUUCUGAUUAUCAAUCUUUAUAACUGACGUCCAAUCACUUCUGUAAUAAACAUCAUGCGUGAAAGUUUUGAUAUAGUUGUACGAAAUGAUAAAUAUACAUUGACAGUCAAAUUGUUGUACAGUGUUUCAAUUAUUCUAUUGAUCGUAUGGGUGAUGAACAUUGUACCAAGUCUUUUUCAAUGGAGAAUCAAUCAAGUCGAUCAUGAUGUAAUACCUAAAACAAUAGAAUUUUCGUGCAAUAAUAUAUCUGUUCCAAACGGGUCAGAAUCAGAUCUUGCUAGUGUAUUACACAAAAUAUAUUCCCCUAUCAGUAAAACGUCCGUUCAAAAAUACCAACUGAGAUAUAGUCUGGAAGAAAAUAGACUUGAGAAAUUAUAUGAUUCAUUGGGUGUGAAUAAGACGGUGAAGACGUUUCUCAACUAUGGGCAUCGUACAAUUUUUAGACCAAUGAACUUUUCAAAAUGUCAUGCUUCAAAAUGUGCAGUUAUCACUGACAUGAACAGAUGGCGAGAAGCUGAUGCACUUAUACUGACAGAAGAUAAAGUGCCAAAUGGAAUUCGACCUCCAGAGCAAUUAUGGUUUAGUUUAAUAGAAGAGUCGCCUGUACAUAUUGCUAUGGCAGGUACACUGGAAAAUGAAAUUAAUUACACUAUCUCCUUCCGUCUGGAUUCAACGAUUUACUCACCAUACGGUUCCUAUGAGCCAUACAUGAAGCACCAUGGACCAGAAACACGAUAUCCUUUACCUUCUAGAAACUUCGCUACUGGGAAAUCAAAGAAAGUUGCAUGGUUUGUGAGUAACUGUAUGCCGUAUAGUCCAAGAAUGACAUACGCCAAUGAACUUUCACGAUAUAUCCCGCUUGAUAUUUAUGGUCAUUGUGGCACGUUAUCCUGUCCAAAGUAUAUUUCAACAGAUACCUCAUCAGUUAGUUGCUUGAAAAUGAUUCGCGAAAAUUACAAGUUUUAUUUGAGCUUCGAAAAUAGUUUGUGCAGUGAAUACAUAACAGAGAAGUUGUAUAAAAAUGCAUUGAAAAACGAUCUACUUCCAAUUGUGAUGGGUGCAUCGAUAGAGGAAUAUGAAAGAGUCGCUCCUCCAUACUCGUUCAUUCACGUUGAUCAAUUCGAAUCACCAGCUAAACUGGCACACUAUUUGAAGUAUUUGGACGAGAACGAUACUGCAUAUAAUGAAUAUUUUGCAUGGCAUGGUCAUGGAAUCAUACAUGAUUACGAUGCCCAACCUCAAUGUGCAAUGUGUCUACUAGCUCAUACAUCUCAUUCAUUUGGUCCAUAUUGGGUUCCGAGUGUGGCACGAUGGUGGAAUGAUGGAUGUAAUGGUCGGAAAUUGCGUUGGAAUCCACGAAACAUGAAUAUUGAGAACAGAAACAUUGUUUUAUUGUAGAUUGUAUUAAAUUGUAAUGUACAUAGUGCUUUCUGUGUUAUAGAUCAAAUUACAUUUGAAAAUGGACAAUAUUUUACACAUAAUAAAAAUACUGAUAUUUUUC